Messenger RNA from Vespula vulgaris, 1138 nucleotides. Its product is annotated as N(G),N(G)-dimethylarginine dimethylaminohydrolase 1. NCBI's taxonomy places the organism in Eukaryota, Metazoa, Arthropoda, Insecta, Hymenoptera, Vespidae. The transcript is spliced from 7 exons. Gene Ontology annotation, biological process: positive regulation of nitric oxide biosynthetic process; arginine metabolic process. Gene Ontology annotation, molecular function: dimethylargininase activity; amino acid binding. The record is from RefSeq and is a predicted model, not a curated record. Bases 176 to 943 code for a protein of 255 amino acids.
UUAACGUUGGUAGCUUUCAACGUAUUCAUUUUGUGUUGUUUUUGCGUAAAACGUCAAAUUGGUGUGUUCUUGUUGGAAUAAUUGGAAUAAAUCGUAAUUAACGGUGUGAUAAAUAAUCGAGGAAUCAUUUCUACAAAUCAUUCCAGCGUAACAGACAAAUUGAGUUGCUUUAGUCAUGCCAUUACAUAGAUAUACUCAUGCUAUUUUAUGUAGAAUCCCUCUUUCUCUGCGAACGAGAGGGGAGGUCACGCUUGACGAGGCUAGAAAGCAACAUUUAGCUUUAGCGCAAUUAUUACGAGAACUUGAUAUUGACGUGGUUGAAAUGCCUCCAGACGAAAAUUCACCUCUAUGUGUUUUCGUUGAGGAUAUUGCGGUUGUUUGCAAUGGUAUUGCACUCAUCGCUCGACCAACCGAACCAUCUCGUUUAAAAGAGAUUGAUACUAUUAGAGCUGUUUUAAAAAAAGAAUUAGAAAUACCUUUAAUAGAAAUUGCAGACAAGAAUGCUCGUUUAGAUGGAGGAGAUGUUUUAUUCACAGGCCGUGAAUUUUUUGUUGGCUUGUCACAUUUUACAAACGAAGCAGGAGCACGUGCAGUUGCUGCAGCAUUUCCUGAAUAUCCUUGUGUACCUAUAAAGGUGGGUGAUGGUGGCGAAGAGGUGAUAGUGGAGAGUCUUACCUCAGCCCCUCUUCAGGUUGCAGAAUCCAAACGCUUGAAAUCAUUAGUUACCAUGGCUGGCCCUGAUGUUAUUUGUGUUGGUGCUGGCAAAGAAUGUCAGGAAGUGUUAAAAAGGAUUGAACGAGAAGCAACAUACAGUUACCAGACUUUAACAGUACCUGAAGAUGCUGCUGCAAAUGUUCUGUAUGUCAAUGGAACUCUCAUUCAUCGGUCAGAGGAUGAAAUUCCACAAUCAACGGCUUGCAAAAGAGAAGUAGUACCGUCUUGAAAAUUGGCGCCAUCAACCACAGAAUAAAACGCUUUUAUUUUAUUCGCUCUAAACCACGAAGUACAUUUCGCUAUCAUGUUAUUUCGUGUUUUGUACGAUAUUGAUGUCUAAGAGAUACGUAUAUGUAAAGGAUUAAUGAAAUUUAUGAAACAGUAUGUGAACAUUUCUUCGUUAAUAAAUUGUAAUUAUUAAUUA